Messenger RNA from Saxophila tyrrhenica, 1383 nucleotides. RefSeq names its product i-AAA protease yme1. Gene Ontology annotation, biological process: carbohydrate catabolic process; fungal-type cell wall biogenesis. The record is from RefSeq and is a predicted model, not a curated record. Gene Ontology annotation, molecular function: mannan endo-1,6-alpha-mannosidase activity. The coding region runs from base 1 to 1383 and encodes 460 amino acids. Lineage: Eukaryota; Fungi; Ascomycota; Dothideomycetes; Mycosphaerellales; Extremaceae. The transcript is spliced from 2 exons.
AUGAAGACGGCUAGCACGAUUCUGGCCGUGCUCGCGACGGCCGGGCAGCUCGCCACUGCGAUACCACUCGAUACCCAGGAUGUGGACUCUAUCAAAAGUGCUUCCGGCACUCUGGCAUAUGGCUUGAUGUCAUUCUACCAGAACAACAAGACCUCAACUCCACUCACAGAAAUCGGCACGCUGGAGGAACCGCUGUAUUGGUGGGAAGCUGGCGCUAUGUGGGGAGGAAUGGUCGACUACUGGGCGUACACUGGAGACACGAGCUAUGUCGACACCACGCAGCAGGGCUUGCUUGCUCAGAUUGGCCCGCACAACAACUACAUGCCACCAGCCUACUUCGCCAGUCUCGGGAAUGAUGACCAAGCCUUCUGGAUACUCGCAGCGCUUUCAGCAGCUGAGUACCAGUUCCCUCUUCCGGGCGGAAAUACUUCUACCACAUGGCUCGACCUGGCAGAAGCCGGCUUCAAUACUAUGGUCCCGCGCUGGAACAUGUCUGCUUGCAACGGUGGUUUAAGCUGGCAAAUCUUCCCGGAGAACCCCAACGGCAUGAGCUACAAGAACUCCAUCUCCAAUGGCGGCAUGUUCCAGAUCGCUGCACGCCUAGCGCACUACACCGGCAACCAAACCUAUCUCGACUGGGCUGACAAGAUCUGGGGCUGGAUGGAGGGCGUCAAGCUCAUCGACGACGAUUACAACGUCUGGGAUGGCACAGGCUCCGAGAAGAACUGCUCCGAAGUCAACCAGCAGGCCUGGUCGUACAAUCCAUCUAUGAUGCUUUACGGCUCUGCUAUCCUCUUCAACCAAACCACUUCCGCGAUCUGGCGAGAUCGAACAACUGGCCUACUUGAGGCGUGCGCCAACGCAUUCUUCUCGCCCUUCCCGAACGCCACGGACAUUGCUUUCGAACGCACGUGCGAGAAGAGAGGGACCUGCAACAACGACCAGUACUCGUUCAAAGCCUACCUCUCGCGCUGGCUGGCUAAGUCUGCGGUUAUGGCGCCUUUCAUCCAGGACUCGGUGUUCCAGCUGGUGAACUCGUCAGCUACCGCCGCUGUACAGACGUGCACCGGUGGCGAGAGUGGAGAGCUUUGCGGGCAAAAGUGGUAUAUCGGAGGGUUUGAUGGGAGUUCUGGUGUUGGCCAGCAGCUUAGUGUGUUGGAGACAGUGCAGGCUUUGUUGCUGCUCCAGGAUGAUGUGCAGCCUGCGGAGCCAGUUGUUGCGAGCAAGCCUCAGCGUGGUGGUGCGGGCAGGGCGGUGGAUGGCGGCGACGCAGAAGCGACCAAGGUCAGACAAGCACCUGCAUCGCCGUCUACGACGCAAGCGCCGCAGGAGGUUGUGACGGUGGUGAAGACGAAGACGGUUGUCACUACUGCUGAGUGCUAG